Messenger RNA from Botrytis sinoallii, 1098 nucleotides. RefSeq lists its product as uncharacterized. Gene Ontology annotation, molecular function: quinone reductase (NADPH) activity; zinc ion binding. The coding region runs from base 1 to 1098 and encodes 365 amino acids. The record is from RefSeq and is a predicted model, not a curated record. The transcript is spliced from 4 exons. Gene Ontology annotation, biological process: cellular response to oxidative stress. Gene Ontology annotation, cellular component: cytoplasm. Lineage: Eukaryota; Fungi; Ascomycota; Leotiomycetes; Helotiales; Sclerotiniaceae.
AUGUUGGGGUUGUUGACUCGGAGAUCGUUUGCGGCUGUUCCGUUGGAGAAUACGUUGGAGCAUACUUUUGAGAGGAUUCAAUUGCGACAAUUCGUGCAGAGAAGAUAUAUGUCGGAGCUUCCGCGAACGAUGAAGGUGGUGGUGAUUGAGAAGACGGGGGGGGUAGAGGUUUUGGAUUAUAGAUCGGAUGUACAAGUGCCCGUGCCUGGGGAGGGAGAGGUGUUGGUGAAGAAUGAGUUUGUGGGGGUUAAUUAUAUUGAUACCUAUUUCCGUACCGGUCUCUAUCCCUCUCCCAAACCCGAAAUUCUCGGCCGCGAAGCAGAAGGCACGGUAGUUUCUCUCGGUCCCUCUACAAACACAAAUCUCAAACCCAAUGAUCGAGUAGUCUACUUGGGUACCUCCGCCUACGCUGAAUACACCGUCGUCCCUGCAGCAAAAGUACACACUGUUCCUUCGGAACUCGCCCCGGGUAUCGCAGCUGCAGCUAUUCUCCAGGGUCUCACGGCCCUGACCCUCAUUCGGGAAGCGUACCAUGUGCAACGCGAUGAUUGGAUUUUGGUUCAUGCUGCGGCGGGUGGAGUAGGUUUGUGGUUGUGUCAGCUUUUGAGAGUGGUGGGUGCGAAGGUCAUUGCGACGGCGAGCUCGGAGGAGAAAUUGAAGUUGGCGAAGGAGAAUGGGGCGACGGUGGGGAUUAAUAAUAAGGAGGAGGAUAUUGUUAAGAGAGUGCUUGAGAUUACGGGGGGAGAGGGUGUACAUGCGGCUUUUGAUAGUGUGGGGAAGGAUACUUUUGAUGGGGAUUUGGAGGUGGUGAGAAGAAAGGGGACGGUGGUUAGUUUCGGUAAUGCUUCUGGAGCAGUCCCCCCUUUUGCAAUUUCCAAACUCGCAGCAAAGAAUCUCAAGGUUCUUCGUCCAACCCUUUUUGGAUAUAUAGCUACCCGUGAAGAAUUCGAGAGGUACACGGCGGAACUCUUUGAUUUUAUCAUUAAGGAUAAGUUGAAUGUGAGGAUUCAUGAGAUUUAUCCGUUGGAGGAGGUGAGGAGGGCGCAUACGGAUAUUGAGGGGAGGGGGACGACGGGAAAAUUGUUGUUGAAGGUUUAG